Molecule: messenger RNA, 759 nt
Organism: Schistosoma mattheei
Lineage: Eukaryota; Metazoa; Platyhelminthes; Trematoda; Strigeidida; Schistosomatidae
Source: the annotation of a GenBank genome assembly
AUGAAGAAUUCUGAAAAUGAUCGCGUAGUUCCUAUAAAUCUACUUGAAGAUUACGUAACAAAUAAUCCUAUUUUACAUGGGCAACAAUCAACUUUACAUGAGAAAUUUUGUUGUGAAUAUAAAAAUAAUACUUGUCAAAAUCAGUUAAACAACAAUUUCAAUAUUCAAUCUGAAUCAAAAUGUUCCACAUGUUCAAACAGAAAACUUUUAAUUCUACCUAAUCAAACCAAUAAUGAUCAUGAUAGUUAUGUAUAUGAUUGUUGUGAAUUAAAACAAGAUCCUUUUCAAUAUAUCAUCAAUUCAAUUUAUGACAGUAAUAAUUCUAAUUGUACAAUAAUAUCAUUUCUUCAAAAUGAUAAUCAUAAUCAUAAUAAUAAUCGUGAUGAGAAAUCAUUCAAUUCAAAUCAAACUCCUUUAUUGAAUUCAAUUUAUACAAAUGAGUUUUGUUUAAAUGAAUUAAUGUCAAAUUCAAUGAUCAAUAAUCCAUAUUCAUCGUAUUUCAAAUAUCAUACGAAAACUUAUCCAAUUCAAAGAUCAUAUGAUACAAUCCGUCAUAAUUGUAUGUUAUACUCUAAUACAAUCAAUGAAAAUAUUCAUCUGUUUAAUAAACCACAACAACAACAACAACAGAAUUGUAUUCAUUGUAUAUUGAAAUGUGACAAUUCAGUUUUAGCGCCUAAAUUAAACGAAACUAUUUCUUAUUAUGAUGAUGAUAAUAAUAAGAGUAUUAACAAAAUGAAUGCCAAUACUAUCCAUUAG